AUGGAAUUUAAAAAGUGGAACGCGGUGCAACCGAAGACUAAGCUUGCCGAGGUACAGAAAUGGUGGAAGCCGGAGGAAGGGUGGAUUAAGUGCAAUUUUGAUGGGGCAUGGGAUGAGCAGAACAAAAGGGGAGGAGUAGGAAUAAUUAUAAGAGAUGCAGCUGGGGAAUUUAUUGCUGCCAUGGCGUUAAAGCUGGAGGAGAUUGCUUUGGCUUUAAUGGCUGAAAUUGCAGCGGCUCGUGAGGUUGCACUGCUUCUUCAACGAUGGAAUAGUCAGAAAGUGAUAUUGGAGGGUGAUACUUUGCUGGUGAUCAUUGCUGCUGUUCAGAAUAACUUGGAUGUUAAUGAUGGAAAUUUUGGUCAUAUAUUAACUGAUAUACGGAGGCUGUUACAACCUGCUCAGCAGUGGAAGGCCAAUUUUGUGCGACGUGAUGCCAAUGCAAUGACUCACAGGUGCAUUUUCGUCAAGACUGAAGAUGGCAGAAAUUUGUAUCGACAAAUUGGUGCUUUCAUUGAGAGUUGA
Messenger RNA from Malus domestica (apple), 522 nucleotides. RefSeq lists its product as uncharacterized. Gene Ontology annotation, molecular function: nucleic acid binding; RNA-DNA hybrid ribonuclease activity. The record is from RefSeq and is a predicted model, not a curated record. NCBI's taxonomy places the organism in Eukaryota, Viridiplantae, Streptophyta, Magnoliopsida, Rosales, Rosaceae.